This is a messenger RNA of Trypanosoma rangeli, 1680 nucleotides long. RefSeq lists its product as uncharacterized. Bases 1 to 1680 code for a protein of 559 amino acids. Lineage: Eukaryota; Euglenozoa; Kinetoplastea; Trypanosomatida; Trypanosomatidae. The transcript has a single exon. The record is from RefSeq and is a predicted model, not a curated record.
AUGAGUGCCCCGUUGGUCACCGCCGCCCCAAUGACUUCGUGUGCGGCCGCUGCAUCGCCCGUGCUGGCGAAGCCUGAGGAGCUUCUGAAAGGGGUGCUUUCCCGGCCGAAGGAGCACCAGUCCUUUCGUCUGCGGUGUCUGCUCAUGAAGGGGGACUUCGCUGCCCUCUCCGCCGCCUUCUACGGGCAGCGCAAGAUGAAGCGGGCCGACAUCCUUCGAAAGCGACAGGGUAUGACGUUUGGAAACCUUGCCGACGUGGAGCAGCGGCGGGUCACCCAAUCCCCCUCCUUGUGGCUGGGCACACUUCACUUCUCCAACUCCCUCACCUCCGCGGAUGAGGAGGUGCAGGUGUUCAGCACGCUACGCGCGUUUCAGACGUUUGCAGUUCCGCCGCGCAUCACACUCACCCCACACCCCACAGCGACGGCCUCUGAGGCGGUAUCAGGGGCAGCAGCCAGUACAGGAAGAGAGGGAGGGAUUGAAACGGGCGGGGUGCAUUACGCGGCAGAGACGGUGUACACCGGCGAGUUGGUUGUCUCCAACCCAUGUGCGCAGCACACGGUGGCGCUCUCCAUCACCCCCCUGCUUGACAGCGCGUACAAGGGCGGUGUGGCGGUGUUCUGUAUUCAACUCAACGAGCUGCCGCCGCCGCCGCCGUCCCUGCUUCUGUGGGGCGAAGGAUCGAAAGUGCCGAGUGCGUUGCGCGGUGACCUGGUCACGUUUGGGGAGAGGCAGCUCUCGGCCAGAAAUGCGGCCGAUCCUACGGGUGUUUUUCCACCAUCGCCGUCGCAUUCUCUUACGAGCAUUGCGGCAGAGGUGUCGAGUGCGGACGAGACGACAACCACGCUUCUGGCGAUCCCGCCGCAGUGCGCGCAGCGGGUACGAGUCAUGCUGCGAGUGGACACAAGCCGACAUCGACCAAACGUGGAACAGGGCGUGGCGCUGGCUCUCUUUGAUGAGAGCGUCACAUGUAGUGCGGCGGCGGUGCGUAUUGCUCUCGUCCCUCUGGAUGAGAGGGCACAACAGCUACAAAAGCAGGAGCAACUCUUCUUGCAAACUGCAGGAUCGCGGGUAGAGCCCAGAGCGGUGGCAGCGGCAGCAGCAGUUUGUAGUGGUGCUGGUCGCGACGGGCUGCUGGAGGAGGUUUCAGACACGGAUAGGCCUGCAGCGGCCAUUGUGGGCAUGCGAAAUGCGUCACCAAAUGCAGCGGCCACCAAGCUUGGGGCAGGCAGCAUGCAUAUAACUGGCGGUAUGGCAGCGUCGGGGGACGUCCAUGGGAUGCCCGCAUCCUCGGCAGCAUCACCGCGGGUGCUGAGUCUCCAUGGCGAUUGCCAGGUCGUGGCGGGGUGCCAGGGAACGUACAGCUGCCACUUCACCUACGCCAAGGAUUCGCCCCCGACGACGGGCAUUACGAUCCGCAAUAACCUUGCGGAUACGGUGGUGGAUUACAGUGUGGCUAUUUGGUCGCAGGGGCCGCAGCUGUGGCUGCUGCUGCCCAGUGCCGCAGCUGUUCUGGAACCUGGGGAGACGCAGCCGCUGCGUUUGAACAUUCUCUCCACCGAGGCUGGGCUCGUUUGGGGGAUACGUAAGCAUCACCACCAGCGCCGCCCCGGGGGAGUUGCUGCUGCUGCAGCUCACAGCCGAGGUGUUUCUGCCCACGGCGGGGGAGGGGCUGUUUGA